UUGAUUUCCUUUUAUUCUUUUUGGGUUUUUUGAUCCAAAUAUGGCUGAUCAGAAAAUGAAAGGUAGAACAGUAUCAUUGAUGACCAUGGUGUUCAUCUUUCAGGUUCUAUUUGCACUUUUACAUGGCUGUUUUGCAGCAUCCAGAAAAGGUCAACCACCUAGGAAUGGAACUACAGUCCAUCCAACGGCUGUUAAUGGUUUUGGCUCCUCAGUUUUUCUUUCUGUUUCUGGCAAUGUCUAUCCUCUCGGGUACUAUUCUGUGACAGUUGGGAUAGGCAACCCACCUAAGGCUUUUCAGCUUGAUAUUGAUACUGGAAGUGACCUCACUUGGGUCCAGUGUGAUGCUCCUUGUACUGGUUGCUCUCUGCCUCGUGACCGUCUAUACAAGCCUGUUAAUAGCAAAUUCCUGCCUUGCAAGGAUCCCGUAUGUGCUGCACUUCACUCUCCGAAACCACACCAAUGCAAGAAGCUAAAUGAAAAAUGUGGCUUUCAAGUUGAUUACGCUGAUCAUGGUUCAGUUCUUGGUGUCAUUGUCUCAGACAACUUUCCCCUAAGCCUUGUCAAUGGCUCCCUUUCUUCUUCCUUUUUGGCCUUUGGAUGUGGAUAUCGCCUACAAAAUCGAGGUCCACACACUCCCCCUACGACUGCCGGAGUCCUUGGGCUUGGCAAAAGUAAAGCAAGCAUCUCAUCACAAUUGAGUGGCAUGGGAAUAACAAAAAACGUGGUAGGUCAUUGUCUCAGUGGACAAGGAGGAGGGUUUUUGUUCCUUGGAGCUGAUUUUGUCCCUAAAUCAGGAAUGACUUGGUCACCAAUGUUGCAAAAUUCCUUCGAUAAACAUUAUUCUUCUGGUCCAGCAGAACUUCUUUUUGGUGGGAAGCCUACUGGUGUAAAAGGCUUUAAUGUUAUCUUUGACAGUGGAUCCACCUACACUUACUUGAGUUCUAAAAUUUACCAAACUGUACUUAAUCUGGUGAAGAAAGAUCUAAGUGGAAAGCAACUACAAGAUGUGAAAGAUAACGCUCUCCCAAUCUGCUGGAAAGGUGCGAGGCCUUUCAAAUCUGUGCAAGAUGUUAGGAACUAUUUCAACAGCUUUGCGCUGAGUUUUACAGGCGCACGUAACAUUCAGCUACAUUUGCCACCUGAAGCUUAUCUCAUUGUCACUGAAAAAGGAAAUGUUUGCCUUGGAAUUUUGAGUGGCACUGAAGCAGGACUGGGAACUAGCAAUGUGAUUGGAGACAUUUCAUUGCAAAACCAACUGGUAAUAUAUGAUAAUGAUAACCAGAGGAUAGGAUGGGCUUCUGCAGACUGUACUCGCAAGCUUCGCGGAUUGUGAAUCUUUUCUCUUGUAAUAUGCAAUACGAAACUUGCAUGCAAAACUAAAUAAAAUGACUGAAUAAAUUAAAAGGUGGAAAAUAGCUCCAGUCUUUGACGAAGGGCUCAUUCCCAUGAUUCUUCUGUUUGAUGAU
Molecule: messenger RNA, 1466 nt
Organism: Durio zibethinus
Lineage: Eukaryota; Viridiplantae; Streptophyta; Magnoliopsida; Malvales; Malvaceae
Product: aspartic proteinase Asp1-like
Biological process (GO): proteolysis
Molecular function (GO): aspartic-type endopeptidase activity
Source: RefSeq, a predicted model, not a curated record